AUGAAGAAAUCAGGAGUUCCAGGGAAAGCUCCUCUUUCUCCUUUAAAAGGAAAGAAACAGCUUCCCACUACCAAACCACCUGGAGGAAAACUUCCAGCAAAAACUCUACCAUCUACAGCACCACCAUCCGCUCCACCUCCACCUACAACUUCAUCUCCACCUCCACCUCCACCUCCACCUCCACCAUCUGCUCCACCUCCACCUAAAACCUUACCUCCACCUAAAAAUCCACCUCCACCUAAAACUCCGCCUCCACCUAAAACUCUACCUCCACCUAAAACUCCACCUCCACCUAAAACUCCACCUCCACCUCCUACCUCUACUUCCCCUCCUCCUCCACCUCAUCCUCCUUCUAAUAAUCUUCCAAAAUCACCCCCAACUUCGAGUUCUCCACCUGCUCCAACUCCUUCAAAAGGACCUCCUAGUCCGCUUAAGCUAGCUCCAAAAACCACAACAGAGACAAAAACCACAGCUAAAAUAAAGGCACCACUAAGUAGUCCUGCUCCUUCAAAAAACGUGGCAGCAAAACCAACACCAGGAAAGACUGUUGUGAAAAGCAUUAGUAAAGAUUCUAAAACCAGUAACGCACCUCCCAAAUCAACUGAAGUACCUAAUAAUGGAAUUCAAAUUAAAAAAGAAAGUAAGUUAUUGAAUAACAACCUCUCUAAAGAUGGACACUACCCAGAAAUAAGCAAUAGAAAUACUUUUGUAGAAUCCACCUUACCUUUUGAUGUUGGCCCUAUUAAACGUCUACUUUUUCAAGACAAAAGUUCGGAAAAAACCAACACAAAAAGAAGGGAUAGUAAAAAUGCUCGGAUCUCUCAAAGAGAAGAUGAUAUGUUUAAUCUUCAUGUUAGUGUAUUAGAUCCAGCCUUAACUGAGGCUGCUGAACAUUCUUUGGCAGCUUUAAGCCAAACAUUUAAAGAAGAGUUUGCAAGCAGACACUUUACAUUAACAACUUCAGAAAAGAAUAAUCUUUUGUUUGGACAAACAACAAAAGCCAGACCUCAAAUUGUGAAUGAAAAGUUUGAAAUCAUGACAGACUCUCUCCUUCUUUUGCAACGUCUGGAAGAAUCACGUGGUGAUGGAGAAAUACAUGAAAUCCAAAGAAUUAUUCAAAGACUAAGAGCUUCAGCUUUAGAGAAGUUUAUGAAAGCUCAGUAUUCUGAUGCUAUGCUAAAUGCUUUGCAUUGUUAUGAAAUAUCCAGAGCCUUUUUAUCCAAGUACCUUGGUCAUCCAUUAGAAGGUAUAAUGGUAGUAGAAUUGAUCAUUAUUGCAAAAUGUUGUGGUUUAACAGGGGAGUUACGUAAAGGAGAACAAUAUCUUAAAGAACUUCGAUUUCUUGUAGAAAACACUAUUCUAGCUGUAGCAGAUCGUAAAUCUGAAAAUAAAAAUACUAAGAAUGAUUCUUCCCAUAUUAAAAGUAUUUCAAGUAUAUCAGGAUCUAACUCUGGUUCUGGAAACUCUGCUCAAAAUACUACAGCUAUAGGACCAUCUAUUUCAUGUGAUCCUUCAGUACUUUGUAGUCUUGUACUUACAGUUUCAGAUCUAUGUAGUAUGUAUAGGGAUCAUGCAACAUCAUCAUUUUACCUUGAUAAGUAUCUUUCAUUAGUAAACGAAGUUUAUGGUCCAACAGAUCUAGUAAUGAGUGAUGCAUACUCUACAGCAGCAAGCUAUUAUUUCAGAACAAAGAACUUUGAAAAGUGCAAAGAAAUGCUUCAUAAUUGUCUGGAAAUUAGAAAACAGGUUCUGGGAGAUCAUAAUAAGAAUCCUCCUCAUCCUCGUGUAGCUGAUUGUUAUUCAAACUUAGGAUUAGUAUACAGAAUACUUGGAGACUGCCGUCAAGGAGUGCAACAUAUAAUGGUUGCUUUGGAUAUGUUAAUGAGGAUUUAUAACAAUAAAGAGUUUCCUUUAGUACAAGACAACAUCCUGGCUUUGGGAUGCAUUUUUCAUCAAGCUGGAAACUUUAGAUAUGCUCUAGAGUUAUAUAAUGAGGUAUAUAGAUACAGAAGAGAGAACUUAGGAUUUGAUCAUCCUGACACAAAAUAUGUUUUAGAGCUGAUUACAUUAUUGGAUGCAGAUACCCAAGUAUACUUAACAGAAAACGUAAAUAGCUGUACAGAAUCUUAUAUUUCUCAAGAAUUACAGAAUAAGUGUAUUGAUACAAGGGAAUCAUUAGAAUCAAGAGCAGAAAGAUCCUUAAAAGAAAUAAUAAUAGAUGCUUUAGGAAAGUCAAGUAAGCUAGAACGGAUAAUGUAUGAGGAAUCAGCAUUAUUGGCAAGCCCAAUUUGCCCAAGUAUUGACCAGUUAAGGUAUCGGCAAUUAGAAAUGUUUCUAUUUGACCCAAGGAAUACGAAAGGUCUGAAUAAAAAUACUCCAUUUUCAAAUAAUCAGACUCAGCAACUACUAUGUACUUCAAGGAUUAGGGCACUACAUGGAGAAUCUUUUCAGAGUAUGGCAGUGAGCUCAACAGCAAUUCUACCUCACUUAAAAGUAAGGAUUACUGGACCAGAUCAUCUAGGAGUUUCUACUAUGCUUUCCCUUCCUCCCUUCUGUAAGACAGAAAGAAGAAGGUUACCAAUUAUAAACAUUCCAAAGCUAACAAGAGGAUUCCCAGUAAUGGGAGAUCAAUCAGUGGUAAUGACAAUAAAUGAGGAAGCUCAAGGAAUUUUGGAAAAGUGGGAGAUUCCAGAACCAUGUAUAACCCCUGAAGGAAAAUUAAUUUCUCAAAUAGAGAAAGAUGAGAAGACAGGUUUGUUGUUAUACUUGCCUCUAGUAGAUUAUACAGGAAAGGAGGAAAUGAAAGCUUAUUUCAAAGAAACAAUAUGGAUUCCAAAUGCCUUGAUUCCUUUAGUUAGACAAAGAAUCAAAGACAAAGAAGAGGCUAAACAAGUUAAAGUAACUCAAAAUCAUGUAAUAGGUAUUGAGCAACAACUUCCACAGAAUGAUAUUUUAGGAAAAAUCCGAGGAGCUAAGCCUGACGUGGAAGAGUCUAAUAGUGGAAGGCUGCCUUGUAUUUCGUUCUUGGAUGGCGAGGGUAAUGUAAUAACGAAACUUCCCUAUGUAAUAGAUCUUGAACCAUUUGUGUGUGCCUCAACAAGAAUUGCGUUGAGUACAUCUGCAAAAUGGGGCCUUCCUUCUCCCGACUCACAAAAUGUCAUUGAACUUCUUAAGGGUAGUGGAAUUGGCGCUCUUAUUAGUUCAAUGAUCCAAUAUAAACCUUCAGAUGGAGGAAUUUAUAGUAGUAUUGUAGGAGCGAGCAUGAAAUCAGGAAAGGCAUUAUCAGGGUUGCUGGAUGGUAUUGGACAAAUGGACAACAUUAUUGGCAAAUCAACAGCACCUCAAAGCAAAGAAAGUGCUCCUGAAGAGCCAAAGGCGCCAAGCACCGAAUCUAAGGCGCCACCAAAGGCGCCACCAGCAAAAGGGAAGGGGCCGCCAACUAAAGGGAAGGGACCUCCAGGAGGAAAGGGACCACCAGGUGGGAAAGGUCCACCAAGUGGGAAGGGACCCCCAAAAGGAAAAGGAGGGAAAAUUGGAGGAAAAUCAGGGGGUGGAAAGUUCAGUGGUCCAGAGUCAAAGACUAAGAAGUUGCAUUGGGAUAAAGUUGAAAAUAUUCAAGGCACAAUUUGGGAUAUUAAGGAGCCAAUUAAGUUGGACUUUGGAAAUUUGGAGGAAGUAUUCGGUAUAGAGUCGGCAAAGCCAAAAAAAGCGGCAGAGGCAUCAAAGAAACCGAAGGUUAUGCAAAUUUUACCGGAUUCGAAGAGAGCAUACAAUAUGAGUAUUGCAUUGUCAAAGUUCAGUGCAUAUACAUUCCAACAGCUACGUGACGCAAUAUUAGAUCUGGAUAAGAAGAUUUUGGAUACAGAGGCUACGGAAGCUUUAAUUCUAAUGAUUCCAACACCGGAAGAGUUUGCAAUUGUAAAGGAAUAUAUUGAUGCAGGAGGAGACUUGACUCAACUGGACAAGCCUGAACAAUUUAUAGCUGCAAUGAUUGGUAUUCCUAUGUUUGGUGCUCGUUUAAAUGCUCAACUUUUCAUUCUUUCAUUUGAGAAUUCAUUUAAUGAUUUAAUGACACCUUUACAAGAGUUAAUUACAGUUUGUAAUGAAAUUAAGUCAAACUCAAAGCUUAAAAAGGUAUUUUCUAUUAUUCUUUCUGUGGGUAAUAUUUUAAAUCUUAAUACUGAAAAAGGUGAUGCUAAAGGUUUUAGGAUGAGUUCACUACCAAAGUUAUGUGAGGUUCGUUCGACUACCAAACCUAUAAAGACUUUAUUGCAAUACAUCACGGAAAUAAUUUGGAGAGAUAAGCCAGAAUUGCUUUCUUUGGCAGAACCUUUUGCUUUAGUGGAGAAAGCAACAAAAUGUGAUUUGGGUGUAAUAGAAGGUGAGAUUAACUCACUAAAUGGGUCUUUGAAUAAAGUUACAGAAACAAUGAAAUCAGCUCAGAAGGAUAAUGAGAGAGCUGGUCCUAUGGGAGAGAAGGAUCCUAUUGCUAAAAUUCUGGCAGAUUUUAUAUCAGAUGUUGAGCCUAGAAUUGAGGAUUUAGUAGUGACUAUGAAAUCAGUUAAGGAGAAUUUGGAAAAGAUGGCUUUGUACUUAGGAGAACCACAAAAUACAAUUCAAAGAAUUGUUUGGCCGGACUAUUUCCGUAUUUUGUGGAACUUCAUUUCAUCUGUAGAUCUUGUGCGUAAAACAAAGUUAGAAGAAGAACGAAGAUUGAAACAAAAACAAGAAAAUCUUGCAAAGAGAGAAAAGAGUACAAGUACAGUUAAGCUCAAACUGUCUGAGAAAAAGUCUCUCUCACAACCUAAACGAGGAAACGCUGAAUCUAGGCCUACAUUACAAAAGCAAAAGUUGACAGUAACUAUGGCGCCAAAGGCAAAUGCUGUAAAAACUAGCAAGCUUGAUGAAAUGGCAAGUUGGUUUGCAAAUGAAGGAGAAGAAACACAGACUCCAUCAUUCCUACAAGAAGCCUUUAAUCAACCAAAUGACACUAAUGUGGUACUUACUGAUUUGGAUAUUGAUGUGGACUUAUGGUAG
Messenger RNA from Cryptosporidium ubiquitum, 5037 nucleotides. RefSeq names its product formin-like family protein. Gene Ontology annotation, cellular component: cytoplasm; cytoskeleton. The record is from RefSeq and is a predicted model, not a curated record. Bases 1 to 5037 code for a protein of 1678 amino acids. Gene Ontology annotation, biological process: cortical actin cytoskeleton organization; actin filament network formation. NCBI's taxonomy places the organism in Eukaryota, Apicomplexa, Conoidasida, Eucoccidiorida, Cryptosporidiidae. Gene Ontology annotation, molecular function: actin filament binding. The transcript has a single exon.